GCAUCUUUACGCAUUUCCCCAGAGACAGAGGGAAAAGACCCACAAUCAUCGACCUUACAUUUGUAAAAGGCCCAACACUUGACCACAACUUACGAUGGAGCACUGAACCCUACGGAGCGGGCUCAGACCACGGGAGAACCUCCGUCCACUUACACUUGGAAAAACCACCAUUUGUACCAAGACGGAUGUGGCGACAAACAGACUGGAAGCUCUUGGAGAACCAUAUGUCAAACAUUUCUCUCCCUGCAGAGGCAUGGGAAACCAAGGAACAUACGGAACAAACUGUCGACUUCUUCCUGGAACUGGUCAGGGCAACAAUCAGUAUAGUAACACCACUUUCGAAGGAAGGAGUAAGAGCCAACUCCUGGUGGUCAGAGGAAAUGAAACAAAUGAAGACAAGGGUAAACGCGGCAGAAAGGAAGGCGAGAAAUACAAAGAAACCCAACCACGUGGAGGAGCACCGGAAGGCAUGCAGAGAAUGGACAGUCAUGAUCCGGAAAGCAAAAGCGGACCAGCGGGAAAAGACGAUGAACGAGGCGAAAGGUAGUGAAGUCUGGAGAAUCCUAAACGCAGGAAGGAGAAGAGACACAAUCAUACCAACCAUACAAGGUGAAGAAACGUUCGCGGGGAAGUGUCAAGCUCUAAGAACCCAACUUUUCCCCUCAAAACGGACGUCCCCCGACCAUUCCCCCCUAAACAUUAGGCCCCCCUCUUUUGACCUUAGCAACACCUUCGACAUAGUCACCCCCGAAGAACUUAAUAAAGCAAUCGAUUCCUGUCCAGCGCACUCGGCGACCGGCCCGGACGGCAUCCCCUAUACCUUUAUUAAAGCAAUAGUGAGAGCAAACACAACUCUAAUUCAAGACAUGUUCUCUGCCAUGCUCCGGCACGGGGUAUACCCAGCGGAAUGGAAAAUAGCUAAGUGCAUCCCGAUCCCGAAACCCGGCAAAGCAAACUAUCAUGAAGCAAAAGCCUACCGGCCCAUUUCCCUUCUACAAUGCUUCAGCAAAAUUCUGGAGAAGAUAGUGGCUCAGAGACUCUGCACCGCUGGAGAAAUCCUAGGCACACUCUCAGUGAAUCAAUUUGGAGGAAGACCAACCAUUUCGGCAAUCGACGCCCUCCUGAGAACCUUAACACCAAUACAACAAAAGCUAUUACUGAAAAACAGUACCGGAAUCGCUCGGCGGGACAGACCAGCGAUCCUAACCAACGAUAUCCAAGGAGCAUUUAACUGCGUCGACAACCUACUCCUCGCGGAAAUCAUGUACCAACAAAAAUUCCCUACCUACUUAACAGAAUGGUGCAAGGAAUUCAAUACCGGCAGAAAACUACAGUUUCAAUUUAACCAUGAGCUAGAGGAACCACAGCCCUAUGAUUCUGGAGUGCCGCAAGGUAGCCCCAUGUCCCCGGUACUAUUCAUGAUCUAUGCUGGAGUAAUCCUGGACCCAACAAGUAGCCCGAAAGAGAUGGACACCACAUACAUCGAUGACGAUGCGCUGGUGCAAAUAUCCAAAACACCAGGCUUUACAAUCAAGAGAAUGGAGGAGCGAAUGAGGGAAAGACUAAUUAAAGCUGAGCCACUCCAAAUUAAAUACGACCCGGAUAAAUCCGAUCUGAUCUUCUUCCGGCCCACCACGUCAUCCACACAACAACCACGACUCCCAGUCAAAGUUAGCAACAUCAAUAUAUACCCCAAGGAGAAGCUGAAAUACGUAGGAGUCUGGUUAGAUCCGACCCUCUCCUUCCGGCCCCAUAUCGAAGCCGCAAUCGCAAAAGGCCUAAAAGCCCUCCACCAAAUCCGAAACACCGCCCGCCUGCCAAGGAUAACAGUCAAGACAGUUCAUCACCUAAUAACACAAGGCUUCCUUCCAAGCCUGCUCUACGGAUCCGAGGCUUGGUGGACUGGCGCAGACCACAUCAUUAGAUCCCUCGAACCACUAUACAACGAAGCUGCCCGGAUCAUCACGGGCCUACCUCGAUGGACCAAGAGAGCUAAACUCCUCCGAGAAGCAGGACUACCCCCCCUAGAACACCUCCUAACAUAUCGCUCAAGAAAGUACGGAACCAGAAUACUCUGUACCGAGGCAACCCACCCCAACAAUGAAUCCCUGAUCGAGCUCCUCCCAUACAGAGAAGCAAACAUCAAAGGGACAGGCCUACACCGAAUCGCCUCCCUCCUACUCCCAUAUCAAACCCCCGGAAAUGCGAGAGACAAUGUAACGGGGGUCUCUUCUAAGAGAAAUAGAAUAGAGUAG
Messenger RNA from Morchella sextelata, 2255 nucleotides. RefSeq lists its product as uncharacterized. The record is from RefSeq and is a predicted model, not a curated record. The transcript has a single exon. NCBI's taxonomy places the organism in Eukaryota, Fungi, Ascomycota, Pezizomycetes, Pezizales, Morchellaceae. The annotation marks the transcript as partial.